AUGUCAGCAGUGGAAGUGAUGGUAAAGCAGGUAGAAGUUCAAGGUGUUACAAAGAAGGGACGUGCUGGACUUGGUCUUGCUGAGAGGGAGAGAUUCUGGUCAGAGGCCAGUAGACAGGAACAUGGGGCAGCAUAUGAUGUGGCUGCAUCACCAGCAAAUUUGAAGAGAUGGGGAGUGCAGGAGUCACCAUCCUGCUGGUUGUGUGGUGCUUAUGGAAACCUGCGCCACAUACUCUCAGCCUGUCCAAAGGCGCUACAGAAUGGCUGGUACACCUUCAGACAUAACUUGGUUCCGGAGGUCGUGGCAGCAGCUGCAAGAGAUGCUAGCAUACCCUCGUUGGACCUGCGAAGGGUAGCCUCCCUGAAGCAAGGUGCGACUGUCACAAUGCAGAAGACCCAGUCGGAAAACACAAGGAAGUGGGGAGAGUUGGUUGAUGCUACACUGCCAUUGGAGGUCGUUGCGUCUGGUCUGAGACCAGAACUGUUCUUAGUUGAUAUUGAGAAGCAACAUCUGUUGCUUGGCGAACUGACAAUAGCACGGGAAGAAGGGAUUGAAGAGGCGCAUGAAAGAAAGUUGCUUCGGUAUGAGGAACUGGUUGCUGAAGUCCGUGAGAGAGGAUAUGGCUGCACCCUGGUGCCAUUUGAGGUUGGCUGUAGAGGGUUCCCUACUGCCUCUCUAAAGAGAUUCCUCAAGUGUGGGAUCCAAAAGCCGGACAAGAUAUUCAACCUGCGUUCUUCUCUAGUUACGUGCUUCUAUCUAUCUAUCUAUCUAUCUAUCUAUCUAUCUAUCUAUCUAUCUAUCUAUCUGUGUAACCAUUUUAUUCAUAUCUAUCUAUCUAUCUAUCUAUCUAUCUAUCUAUCUAUCUAUCAUAGUUUAAUAUCUAUCUAUUCAAUUUUUAUCUGUUUGAAAUUCUUAUUAUCUAUCUAUUUAUCUAUCUAUCUAUUCUGUUUCUAUCUAUCUAUCUUAUUCUGUUUCUAUCUAUCUAUCUAUCUAUCUAUCUAUCUUAGUUUAAUAUCUAUCUAUCCAAUUUUUAUCUGUCACAAUUUCAUAUUAUCUAUCUAUCUAUCUAUCUAUCUAUCUCAUUCUGUUUCUAUCUAUCUAUCUAUCUAUCUAUCUAUCUAUCAUAGUUUAAUAUCUAUCUAUUCAAUUAUUAUCUGUCAGAAUUUCAUAUUAUCUAUCUAUCUAUGUUAUUCUGUUUCUAUCUAUCUAUCUAUCUAUCUAUCUAUCUAUUAUAGUUUAAUAUCUAUCUAUCCAAUUUUUAUCUGUCACAAUUUCAUAUUAUCUAUCUAUCUAUCUAUCAUAAAUUUCAUAUUAUCUAUCUAUCUAUCUAUCUAUCUAUCUAUCUAUCUAUCUAUCUAUCUAAGUCUAUUCAUAUCUAUCUCAGACUGUUCAUAUCUAUCUAUCUAUCUAUCUAUCUAUCUAUCUAUCUAUCUAUCUCAAAAUUCUCUGGAGGCGGACAUGAUUCAUACAUGUAUUCACGUGUAUAUACGUUUUUUUUUCACAUUCCCCCCCUUCUUCUUUUCCCUAUUCAACCUGCCCGCUUCACUUGUUACGAGCUUCUUUCUUCUUUUUCUUAUUGUCUUUAACUUUAUACACUAUCUAUCUAUCUAUCUAUCUAUCUAUCUAUCUAUCUACCUCAUUCUGUUAAUAUCUAUCUAUCUCAUUCUGUUCAUAUCUAUCUCAUUCUGA
Messenger RNA from Acanthosepion pharaonis, 1689 nucleotides. Lineage: Eukaryota; Metazoa; Mollusca; Cephalopoda; Sepiida; Sepiidae. The record is from the annotation of a GenBank genome assembly.